AUGGACGAGCGAGCUUUUCUAGAGUUCCAUGCUGCUUCUGCUAGUGGCCAUGCAACAACAUCUGCAUCUUAUAGUGCGCCUGCUGCUACUCUCAAUUGGAUAUCUCCACCGGUUGGUUACCAUAAGGUCAAUUGUGAUGCAGCAUUGGAAAUAGAAGUUCAAAAGGAGGGUCUAGGUUUCAUUUUCAGAGAUCAUAGGGGCUAUCAGGUGAGGCAGGCCUCAACUCCACACCACUUUAGAUCGGCGGUUCAAGGUGAAGCAAUUGCAAUUCGAUGUGCUCUUAUAGAAGUUGUGGCUGCUGGUUUCACUAAGCUUCAGGUGGAAUCAGAUUGCAAGGAGGUGAUCGGCUGUAUCCAUGACCAAAACCAACAUCCACCCUAUGAAUUUUCUACCAUUAUUUCAGAUAUUAGGAGAUUAUCCUCCUUUUUUGCUUUCAAUUCAUUUCAAUGUAUUCCACGGGCUAUGAACGGUAUUUCAGAUGGCCUGGCUAGGAAAACCCUGUCUAUUAUGUGUAUGACAGAUUGUCCAAAUUCCACUCUGUGGCUUCAUGAUCUCUGUGAAUCUGAAGCUUUAGGUUGUACAUAUACUGUCCUUCAAUGA
Molecule: messenger RNA, 600 nt
Organism: Telopea speciosissima
Lineage: Eukaryota; Viridiplantae; Streptophyta; Magnoliopsida; Proteales; Proteaceae
Exons: 1
Coding region: 1-600 (199 amino acids)
Molecular function (GO): RNA-DNA hybrid ribonuclease activity; nucleic acid binding
Source: RefSeq, a predicted model, not a curated record